This is a messenger RNA of Acanthoscelides obtectus, 96 nucleotides long. NCBI's taxonomy places the organism in Eukaryota, Metazoa, Arthropoda, Insecta, Coleoptera, Chrysomelidae. The record is from the annotation of a GenBank genome assembly.
AUGAGGGAGAUGGAGAUAUAUAAACGGAUACUGGUAGUCUUACUUCGACCCGCCAAGAACGGUGACUACAACUAUAUCAUCAACACGUAUCAUUAG